This is a messenger RNA of Pocillopora verrucosa, 2681 nucleotides long. RefSeq names its product condensin-2 complex subunit H2. Gene Ontology annotation, molecular function: chromatin binding. Gene Ontology annotation, cellular component: nucleus; condensin complex. Gene Ontology annotation, biological process: mitotic sister chromatid separation; meiotic chromosome condensation. NCBI's taxonomy places the organism in Eukaryota, Metazoa, Cnidaria, Anthozoa, Scleractinia, Pocilloporidae. The record is from RefSeq and is a predicted model, not a curated record.
AUGGCGGGAAAUUUCUUUUUCUUCGUGAGCGCUUUGGAAGUCAUGUUUUGGUUGAGUUUUGGCUGAAUAUCUUCGCGGUGAUCAUGCCUUCUCAAGAAGCAAGCAGUGAUUCAAGCGACGUAACUAGCCGGUACAGUCAUUUACUGCAGCCGAUCCGUGAUCUGACAAAGAAUUGGGACGUAGAUGUCGCUGCUCAACUGGAAGAAUACUUGGCUGAGAUCGAAAAGAUCAAAAUAUCUUUUGAUGAAGGGAAGACCACCAUGAAUUUUGCUGAAGCAGCGCUUCUUAUCCAAGGAUCAACUUGUAUCUACAGCAAGAAGGUGGAAUAUUUGUACUCACUGGUCUAUCAAACGUUGGAUCUAAUAGCGAGUAAAAAACGUCUACAACAGGCAUCAACAGAUGAUUCAGUUGAACAAGGGAAGAAGAGUGCCAAGGGGCAUACUAAAGAGUAUCGCUCUUGGGAUGACAUAAAAGUAUCAAAGAAUAUUGAUUUGAAGGAAGAUGAAGAUGACAAUGCUGAAAGAAAGAGUUCACUGAUUGUGCCUAGGAUUCCUUUAGCCUUAAUACCUCUCCCAGAGGAAGAAAGAGGAGAUGUGCUUCUAAGUCGCACUGGUGAAGCUAUUGGAAGAAAGAAUGAUUUUAAGAUGAACACAUGCAUUGUCCAUGGUCCAACUGGCACCCUGCUUUUAGACUGGACACACCUUUCACUAAUAGAUGACUCCUUCAGAGGACUGAAGCCUGCAACUCCAUCAGUCAUGUCAGGUCUUGAACCUAGAACUCAUGAACAGUCUGCCAACCAUGGCCUGGAUGUGGCUGAAAGUUAUGAGGCUUUAGAACUUCCCGACCCUGAUGAUAAUUUUGAUCCACCUGAACUGAUGGAUGAUGAUGCACUUGACAACUGUCACAAUGCUCCAAAAAAUUGCCAUGAAUUUGUUACAGAGGAGACCGAGGAUGAUCAGGAAGAAAGAAGAGCAUUGAGAGCAAGACCUGAAACAAAACAAGUUGUACAAGCACAGCCUUUCAAAGAUCCCUGGAAAAUGUUGGAUCCUCAUGAUCCGGGUACUGCACAAGAAAAACCAUUUAAGAAAGGUAAACCCUUCAAGAAGCCUUCCUCUUUGGUAUCACAUCAGAAGAAAAAGAAAAGAAAGCGUAAAGAAGAAAACAAAGAACCUACACUUGUUCCUAUCAAUCAAUUUAUAUCCCAAGCUUUUUACUCACAUGCAUCAAAGAUGUCCAAAAAUAGUCUCAAAAUUCCAUCAUUUCCAGAGUUUGAAUACUUGUAUUGGGCAGAAUACAGAGAGAAACAAAAACUCCAUGCCAAACUGAGGAAGGUUUUGUCUCAGGUUGCAAGCAAGGAGGAAAUUGAGGAAUUAAACUCAAUUGUAGAAAAUAAAGAAGAGAAUGCAGAUGGGCAAGUAUAUGAUGAUGACAAUGGAGUUGGAUGUAAUGAUCCAGCUGAUUUUGAUGAUGAUGGUGAUGAUUUUGGAGGGGUAGAUGAAGGUUUGGACCUUGACAGUGCUGAAGUUCUGGAGCCAAUGGCACUGGAGGAACCUGCAGAUGGUGUAGUUAUUUCAAGCUAUGAAGAAAUGGUUAGAAAAUAUGUGGACAGUUACCUUUUGGAGGCACGUCAACAGUAUGCCCAAGAAACAGAGUUGAGUAGAAGAGUCAGAGAAUGGGAAGAGAGAAUUGUCCCUGUAUUAACAGAAGAGGAAACACAUCGGCCAUUUGAUAUUCACAAGUAUGGAGAAGAAAUUAUUGAUUCAUUUAAAGGCAAUAGUAAUCAAGAUUUUAGACAGCUAACCCAUGAAAAGGAACCAUUUGAAAUAUGUAGGUUUUUUCUAGCAACAUUGCAGCUGGCAAACAACUAUAAUGUAGAGAUCACAGCUGAUGGAGUUGGAGAAAAAGCAGUUGACACCAUGAGACUAAAACUUCUAAAAAGAACACCUGGAAAUGUGGCCAUAGCAACUUUUGGGGGACAUGCAGCUAAAUGAUACACAUAGUUUUAAAUUAUUUCUUACUUUGUAACAACAGUUGAAGUUUAGAGGUGAUUAUAAAGUACCUGCAUGGCUGUGAAAUGCUGUUAUCACCAAUGACCAUGAAAACUUGUGUUGCAGAUCUGUCUUUUUUUGGAGUUUAUGAUUUUAAACAUAUUUAAUACUGGUAAAUUAGAAAUUCAUAUGCAAAACUGUUGUUUUUAAAACUACCGCUUUACUUGUUAAUUUUAAUUUGUUUUAGAAGUUUUUAAUGUUACAUGAAAAAAGUUCAAUUACCUCAAUCAUCUGUGCAUGAUAAUACCUUGUGAACAAAGAGAGACAAGGAGACUUAAAACUGGCAUCAAAAGGCCUUAUCUUUGUGUUAUCUUGACUAUGAGCUGCCCCUCUUUUUCAGCAAAGUCCAUUGUGAAAGUGAAACAAAUCAGUGGAAAAUAAUUGAUUUUAGCAAGCAGCAUGGAUGUGCAUGAAAAGUAGGCCCAUCCCUACUUCUUGAGUAUCUCACUCCCAGAGUUCUGUGUUAACAUCAAUUUUCUCUUGCUUAUUUUUUCACUCACACAAGAGACCUGGCCUAAAAAAAAAGGAGGGGGAGGGCUGCUCAUAGUUGAUUUUGAGAAGAAAUUUAAAACUGUCAGUCAUCCUUUCAUAUUUCAUAAUGUAUAUACAUGUCUAUUGUCUCAGAAUUUGAUG